Messenger RNA from Pungitius pungitius (ninespine stickleback), 3040 nucleotides. Its product is annotated as copine-3-like. The transcript has 17 exons. The record is from RefSeq and is a predicted model, not a curated record. Gene Ontology annotation, cellular component: plasma membrane. Bases 199 to 1797 code for a protein of 532 amino acids. Gene Ontology annotation, biological process: ERBB2 signaling pathway; cellular response to calcium ion. Lineage: Eukaryota; Metazoa; Chordata; Actinopteri; Perciformes; Gasterosteidae. Gene Ontology annotation, molecular function: receptor tyrosine kinase binding; calcium-dependent phospholipid binding.
GUAGUUUCCUGCUGAAGGCAGAGCUCGGUGGCGACGCGGUUACGUCGCAUUUGCUGUACUUAAGGGCGUUACUAUCCCGCUCAUCUGUUCUGUAAUGUCGAGCGACUAGAACCAUCUACAAAGUAUUUUCUUUUCGUGAGUCUAAACGGUGUCACAUCUCCAUUUCGUUCCCAGUCAGACAGUCUGUGGUGGUCAGACAUGGCGACCCAGUGUGUAACCAAGGUGGAGCUGACCGUGUCGUGUGAGAACCUCCUGGAUAAAGACAUCGGCUCCAAGUCCGACCCUCUGUGCGUGCUUUUAAUGAGCAGCUCUGAGUCCCAGUGGUAUGAGGUGGGCCGCACAGAGAAAGUCCAGAAUUGCCUCUGCCCAAAGUUUGCAAAAAAAUUUGUCAUCGACUACUACUUUGAAAUAGUGCAGAAACUGAAGUUUGGGAUUUAUGACAUUGACAACAAAACUGUUGAUCUGAGUGAUGACGACUUCUUGGGGCAACUGGAGUGCACCUUGGGCCAGGUUGUGUCCAGCAAAAGACUGAUCCGACCACUUGUCUUGAAGAACAACACCCCUGCAGGAAAAGGGACCAUCACAAUCCGUGCAGAAGAAAUAAAAGAUAGCAGAGUGGCGAAUUUUGAAGUUGAAGCAAGGAAACUGGAUAACAAGGAUUUCUUUGGGAAGUCUGACCCUUACCUGGAAUUCUACAAGCAGACAGCAACUGGAUGGCAACUGGCUCACAGGACAGAGGUGGUGAACAACAACUUAAAUCCCACAUGGAAACCUUUUCGAAUCCCCCUGCAAUCUUUGUGCGGAGGAGACCUGGAGAAACCUAUAAAAGUGGAGUGUUAUGACUAUGACAACGAUGGCUCACAUGAUCUUAUUGGAACCUUUGAGACCACAAUGACACGCUUUCAGCAAGCGUCACGAGCGUCCCCGGCCGAGUUUGAAUGUGUCAACAGUAAGAAGAAACAGAAGAAGAAAGGAUACAAGAACUCUGGUGUCGUGAGCGUGAAGAAAUGCGAGGUGGUGAAGGAGUACACCUUCCUAGAUUAUAUUAUGGGAGGCUGUCAAAUCAACUUCACUGUGGCUAUUGACUUCACAGGGUCCAACGGGGAUCCCAGGUCUCCUCAGUCUCUGCAUUACAUCAGUCCCCAGGGAGUCAACGAGUACCUCUCUGCUACGUGGUCUGUGGGAAACGUCAUCCAGGACUACGACAGUGACAAGAGGUUUCCUGCCUUUGGCUUUGGAGCACAAGUCCCCCCCACAUGGCAGGUUUCCCAUGAGUUUCCUCUCAACUUCAAUCCAGCAGAUCCAUUUUGUGUUGGCAUUGAAGGUGUGGUGGAGGCCUACAGGGUGUGUCUGCCCCAGGUCAAACUUUACGGCCCCACCAACUUCUCCCCUAUCAUCAACCAUGUAGCCUGCUUUGCAAAGCAAGCCCUCCAGCAGACCACUGCGUCGCAAUACUUUGUUCUGCUGAUCAUCACCGACGGAGUGAUCACCGACAUGGAUGACACGCGCAGCGCCAUCGUCAACGCCUCUCGCCUGCCCAUGUCCAUCAUCAUUAUUGGAGUAGGGGGGGCCGACUUCACCGCCAUGGAGUUCCUGGAUGGAGACGACGGACGUCUGCGCUCUCAGACCGGCGAGGCCGCCAUGCGAGACAUCGUCCAGUUUGUGCCGUACAGACAGUUCCAAAAUGCGCCCAGCCAGGCUCUUGCCCAAAGCGUAUUGGCCGAGUUACCUCAGCAAGUGGCCUCCUUCUUCAGUUUAUUCAAACUGAAGCCUCCCCAUGAUCCAAAUCCUUCAUAGGGGCUCCUCGAGAAGCCCUGGCCAAGAGUGUGUUGGCAGAAGUACCAGGUCAGCUGGUGGACUUCUUCACUACCAUGAAGCUGAGUCCACCCAAAUCUGAUGCUGUACCACCUGCUGCAGGUACCGUCUGAUAACACAAGGACAAAACGAGAUACAGACGAAGCUCAUUUCCUGCAGAUCCCAGCUUCACCUUCCUUCACUUGCCUUACUCAACCCAGCGUGCAUUAUGAAACGCGCAUCGUACAUUAAAAACUCCUCAAUAUUGACCAUAUUGUGUAUUUUUAAGUGCCAAAAUAGACAUAUUUUUUGUUAGAUAUGAACAUCCACAUGUGUUAAUUUGAGCUGUUAAGUGCUACUGCAUUUAAAAAAUGAAAAAAUCAUUCCGUCAUAUGUUGAUGGGUCUGGAAUUACACUUUUAAAGUUUUUUUUGCUGCCAUUGUUUUUAAAAGUACCUGUUGGAACAGAAUAGUGUACGACAAGUUUAUUAAUUCUCCUUGCAGACACAAUACACUCUGUGAACUAGUCGGCCACAGGCUUUUUAAUGCAGUCUUCAGUUUGUCAUCUUUCCAACAUAUAUUUUAGGUAUGGGGAAGUGGCUUAACUAACUAGAUCUCAUAAGUUAUUGGACCUUUCUACCAUAUGCAACGUUUAUGUCCUCGCUGAUACUUGCAAAGAUGCUGGUAGAUAAUGAUUAACCAAGAGCUUGUUCACGUUAAUGGAUGCACCUGCUUCCCUAUGCACUUAUCUAAUGUUUUGCUCAUUACUCUAUGAAAUGCCAAACUCUGUGUGUAGGUUACAAACCUGUGUUGACCCAGAGCUGUUUACAGCUUAAAUAUUGUGAUACUCAUUGUGGAUUUGGUUGUAUUGUGCCAGUAACUUUUGGGUCACUUCACCGUUGUGUAGUUCCUGGACAAGGACUAGCAAUUCCAAAUAUGUAUAGUAUAUCAGUAUUACACAUACUGUCGCCAUAGAAACGAGAUACAUAGUGCUUGUUGACAGCUAUGCAGAUCAUUUUUGUGUUUGCAUGAUAAACUAUAAAACAUGCAUCCAAUAUCAUGUUGUAUCAGCGUAUUGUUGUAAUAGAAAUGUGCUUCGGUCAAAAUAAAAUGAAUCAAUAUUACAAUUAAAGAAUCUUAUUCAAACUACAAAUUCCCUUAACAUCUUUCACGAAUCACAUACCGUUGUGUUUACACCUGAAAAAAUAACCAUUGAAUUCCUUGUGGUCAUUGAAACGCAUGAUUUA